AUAUGGCGACCAAAAUCCAAGCAGCUGAAUUACUCAUCAGAAAGUCUGCUCACCUUAAAAACAACCACCAACCAGUCACGACCAUAUCUGCUAUGGCCAAAUAUUAUGCAUCAGAGAUCUGCGUGCAAAUAGCAACAGAUGCCAUCCAAAUAUUCGGCGGAUACGGUUAUACCAAAGACUUCCCCGUAGAGAAGUUCUUUAGAGACUCUAAGCUCUGCACGAUCGGAGAAGGCACAUCAGAGAUUCAGAAA
This is a messenger RNA of Darwinula stevensoni, 251 nucleotides long. The record is from the annotation of a GenBank genome assembly. Lineage: Eukaryota; Metazoa; Arthropoda; Ostracoda; Podocopida; Darwinulidae.